Messenger RNA from Lactuca virosa, 1611 nucleotides. The record is from the annotation of a GenBank genome assembly. NCBI's taxonomy places the organism in Eukaryota, Viridiplantae, Streptophyta, Magnoliopsida, Asterales, Asteraceae.
AUGGACAGGUUAAUAACAUUAGAGCCAUCAAAUGUGGUUGCAAUACGGAUCGAACAAGGUCAAAGGUGUUAUGGUCAACUCACAUUACGAAAUGUCAUGUACACAAUGCCCGUAGCUUUCCGUUUACAACCAAUGAACAAAUCCCGUUACACUAUCCGUCCACAAUCCGGGAUCAUUUCCCCACUAACAACCGUUACAAUCGAAAUCACAUACGAUUUUCAAGAUUCAUCUCUCCCCAGGGGUGGCUCAUUUCCUUACUCUGACGACUCCUUCUUGCUACACAGUGUCGUGGUCCCCGGUGCAUCCGCUAAAAACCCGACCUCGACCCAUGAUUCGGUCCCGAGCGAUUGGUUCACAACGCGUAAAAAACAAGUUUUUGUGGAUAGCGCGAUACGGGUCAUGUUUGUCGGGUCGAUGGUGAUGACCCGGCUUGUGAAGAACGGGUCGAUAGAUGAAAUUCGCGAGGUUUUAGAAAAGAGUGACCCGAGUUGGAACGCGGUCGACUCGGUUGACUCGGAAGGUCAAUCGUUACUCCAUUUAGCGGUUUCCAAAAGUCGACCCGAUUUAGUCCAGGUGUUACUCGAGUUCGACCCGGACGUUGAGUGUCGAAACUGGUCCGGGUCGACCCCACUCGAGUCCGCGGCUAGCUCGGGUGAGACCUUGAUUGUCGAGCUAUUACUGGCUCACCGAGCUAGCAUCGAGCGGUUCGAGUCAUCCACAUGGGGUGCGGUUCAUUUAGCCGCUGGUGGUGGUCAUGUGGAUGUUUUGAAGCUUCUUUUACUCCGAGGCGCGAACGUGAACUCCCUUAUGAAAGACGGAAACACUGCGUUACACCUGGCGGUGGAGGAGCGGCGGCGAGACUGUGCUCGCAUCCUCUUGGCCGCCGGAGCAAAGGUCCAUAUCGGAAAUUCCGAUAACGAAACCCCGUUACACAUCUCCGCCGCUCUCGGAGACGAUAACAUGGUGAAGCUUCUAUUACAAAAGGGGGGUAAUAAGGACAUUAAGAACAAAUUAGGUAAAACGGCGUAUGACGUGGCGGCGGAGCAUGGGCACACGCGGUUGUUUGAUGUGCUCCGGUUGGGCGAUAGGCUGAGUGUGGCGGCGAGGAAAGGGGAGGUGAGAGCGAUUAAUCGGUUACUUGAAGGUGGGGCCGCCAUUAACGGGGUGGAUCAGCAUGGGUGGACGGGGUUGCACCGGGCAUCGUUUAAAGGGCAUACGGAUGUGGUUCGGGUGUUGAUUGAAAAAGGUGUUAACGUUGAUGCGAGAGAUGAAGAUGGGUACACUGCUAUGCAUUGUGCAGUUGAAUCUGGGAAUGUUGAUGUUCUUGAGUUGUUGGUGAAGAAAGGGGCGGAUGUUAAGGCGAGAACCAAUAACGGUGUGACAGCUAUGCAAAUUGCGGAUUCGUUGAAUUACGCUGGAGUUAUAAGAAUACUUAUUAAUGGAGGUGCUAAUAGGGAUGAAGUCAAAAAGGUCAGUCAAGGUUUACCGGCUUUUGGGAAUAAAAUUGGCGGGAGAUUGGAUAAGGAGACAAUGAAGAAGAGGACUACACGAGCAAAAGUUGUUCGUGGUAGUUUUGGAUAUAGUGGUUCACCGUUAGCUAGGGUUAGUUAA